CCGGACUGGAAAUCUACACACUACAUUUAAAAGUGGUGUCGGAAAAGAUCGAGCGCUCGCGUCUCUCAUCAGCCGGUCGGUCAGUGUUUGUAUACCUUACAUUCGGAUAGUGCAGUUUGUUGUGCGUGAAAUUUUCAUUUUUUUUUUCUUCGUGCUUUCCCCGAUUGCUGCUGGUGGAAUAUGUUGGGGUACUACCUCUUCGUGCUGGUAGUGUUUUCGACAUUUACACCACAAAUACCAGCAUGGGAGACUCCUUCACCACACCAAUAUCACAUCCAAACUGACGAGGGUCCUGAACGAUAUUUCCGAUACCAAACUGACAGUGGUCAGUAUCGAAAAGAAAAACGACUUGAAGACGGCACUGUAGUUGGCACCUACGCUUGGAUAGAUGCCGAUGGUAUAUUGAGGCAACGAGACUACAUAGCAGACAAUGCAGGCUACAGAAUUCUGAAAAAUAAAAAUGUAUUCGUGGGAAGAAACAUCAAUGUUGGCGAUGCUGUAAAAUCGGCUAAAAAGUACCCGACCGGUGCUGGAACCUUAGAUAAAACAGGAUUUCAACACCAGAGACCAGUGAUAACAAUACCAUACCAAGGCCACAUUUCUUCGAAUAAUUAUAUUCCUCGCACAUCUUCUCCUUUGUCGCAGAACUAUAUUCCUAGUAGUACUCCUUCUUCUGUUCCUCAGAGUUAUAAUUAUAUUCCUAGUAGUACUCCUUCUCCUAUUCCACAGAGUUAUAGCUAUAUUCCUAGUAGUACUCCUUCUCCUGUUCCGCAGAGUUAUAACUAUAUUUCUAGUAGUACUGCUUCUCCUAAUCUACAGAAUUAUGACUAUAUUCCUAGUAGUACUCCUUCCCCUAUUCCACAGAGUUACAAUUAUAUUCCUAGUACAACUGCUGCUCCUUCAGUAACAUCUAGCUACAGUCCAAGCUUAUCAUACAUUCCAAGUACGACUUCAUCUUCAGUACCUUCUAGCUCUUAUAUUCCUAGCACCACUUCAUCUCCUGUAAGUACCCUGUCGCCUACCGUAGAUGUUUCUCAUAAUUCUAUUGAUUCUUCUACUCCGUUUAGGAUUAUAAUUCCAACAGAAAAUUCAGUAGUUGAAAUUACACCAAAUUCCUUUUCAAGAUCACCUUAUGAAAAGCUUCAGCUAGCACCUCUUCAUAACCUAACUUAUGUAUCUAGUAAUAAUUUACAAUCAACUGUAAAUCCUUACAUUGAUACAACACAAGCUUCUUAUUAUGAUAGAACUUCUUCUUUAACUACUUUAGCUCCUCCUGUGUAUUCUCCUUCCUACAAUCCUGCAGAUUUUGGUGGUUCUCAAGAAGUAGAUCACAAUUCUUUAGAUUACAAUCCCUAUGUACGUCAUGUCGAAAAUAGCUACAGGUUUCAAAACGGACCUACUUAUCCUUUGGACAAGAAUGGACGUCCUUAUCUAGGAAAUCAACCUAAAGCACAAACUUACGAUGGAGUAUCUGUAUCUAACGAUGGGUUUAGAUACUAUAUACCACGAGCUUACCACGAAGAAGAGACAUUACCAGGCGAUAAAAGAUCUGGUAGUUUUGGAUAUAUUGACCCGUUCGGUAUCAGGAGGGUUAUUUAUUAUAAUACUGCUCCUGGUAGUGGAUUCCAACAUAGAAAAAAUAAUAGAUAUGUAGGAUUUAAUGCACCUCCAUAUGAUCCAAGGCCAUACUGAAUGAAUUAAGAAAUUAUAUUGUCAGGGUAAGAUACAAGGGGAGCAUUUUGAGGCAUUAGUUGCAUAUGAGUUAGGUAAAGUCAGUAAAUGUUUGGUAUAAUUGGAAUGAACAAAAUUUAAAUUAAAAUAAAUACCUUUAUCUACAUAUUUAUUAUUUUUUGAGUAGGAAAACAGAUUCUACAUAAGCUGUAUUAAAUAUAAACAAUGAAAUUGUCUUAUAUAUGUACCAAGAAAUAUGUAUAAGAAUGUAUGCCUCCUUUUUAUCUUACAAUGACCAUAUCUUACCUUUGUAUCCAAAUUAAAAAAAUAUAUAUUGGAUGCUCCUGACAAACUACUAUAUCCAUCACUUAGGAUAAAUAAAGAUCUUGCCAAUAGAAGUGCCAAAAGAUUUAAAUAAAAUGAAAUAUUGACAUAUUAUCGACGAAAAACGAAGUUGAACGAAAUUUUUGUACAUUCUAAUUUUAUAACUGUUAUGUUAAAACUGCCAUGUUUAGAUUUAUUGAAAUGGAUUCUUGAGAUAGUUUUAAAACUAUUUCUUGGUCGCUUUUAAGUAUUUCUUAAUCAUUUCUUCAUCAUUUCUUCUUCUUUCUACCAUUUUCUUUUUAUAGUAAAAUUUGUUUUUUAUUGUAGGAGAAAGUUGGUACCUACCCAAUAAUAAUAUCCAAGUUUUCUUCUAUUUUGUUUAUAUUGUAAGGUCACACUACUAUAAAAUGCAAUCAACUUUUGUACUUUAUCGUAACUUUGGUUUUAGUACUGUGGCCUUAACUCCACUUUUUAGUUAAUUAUAGGCUAGUUUUAAAAACAAAAAUUGUGAUUGUAACAAAACUAAUUUAUUCUAGAAUAGCUUUUUAAGUAAGUAGUUAAGUUUAAUUUUUUGUUUUGAUUCUCACGCUGCCAGGUGCCAUUAUCUUAUAUUAUGCUUUGGUCCUGUGAAUCACAGUUUAUUUUUUUACCUUUAUUUUUAGGCGAGGAAAAUUAGCCUCCAAUAAAAGCAUGGCCCAAAAAAGUCAUGUUUCUCACUGACCAAAAAUUCGUUCAAAGCUGGAUUUUUUUUUUAAUUCCAAAUAUAUGUUAAAUUGAUUUUAACUUUAAAGAUCCAUAUUACGCGAUAUUUUAUAUUAUUUAAUACUCAUUUGAGUGAACUUUUCUGUAGGAUGCUUCGUUUUCAAAUUUAAGAUAAAAAAACUGAAAAAGUGCAAAAAUUUUCUGUUUUUGCCCUCAAAAGUUUAGCGUAGCUCAGGAACCGUCGCAACCUCAUGUAACAUAUAUUUGGGAUAUUUAUAGUAAAUAAAAAAAAUUAACUUUGUACUGUACGAAUUUUUGUGCAGCAUAAGUCUAAUUUGCCCACCCUAUUUCACAUAACAGUGGCAUAACGUCACGUACAGCUAAUCAAAUUUUAUUCAGUAUGGUGCACAUGAAAGGAAUAAAUUCAUUAUUUUAAAAAUCGGUAGCUGUCAAGAAAAAUCCACUGACUUUUAUAUUAAAACGCAGGUUCCAUGAUAUAUUUUUUAUGCGUUACGUCAUAGAUUAUUUUCUAAAGAGAAAUAUGGGUCAUUUCAUACUUCUUUUCUAAUGCUUUAUUGUCUAUUCAAUCAUAAAAAUGAGGUUAAGAUAUUGUGGACCCUAAAACACAACGGGUUUUUAAUAAUAUUUUUGUCAUUUUAAGUUAUUCAGUUAAAAUAUUUUUGUAAAAAAUGGAAAGAUUAUCAUUAUUUUUGUAUUUCAAAUUCCUAUUUAGGUCUUUGAUUUUCAAUAUCAGUUAUAACCUUUUUUUAAUUUUUGUAUUAGGGUGCUAUUAUAUAUAUUUUUUAAAACCGUUGUUUGCACUUAGACCCCUUGACUUUCAAGAAGACAUCACUUAGAUACCUUGACUUCUGAGCAGAAUGGAAAAUAAAAUAACUGCAGUAAUGUAUGAAAAUUGUAGACUUACUUUAUCUUGAAUUUUAAUGUAGGUAUAUUAAAUACUUAUGUACAACAAGACGCAAAUCUGGGAGGGUGGUAAAUAAUUUUAUUCAUCACAAUCAUAUUGUUUUUUUGCUUUUACGUAAAAUCUAGAAAUUACAAUAAAUUCCAGUAUUUCUUCGAGCAACUCGGGAGGGGAGAUGGUAAUUGUUCUAUUACCCCUCGUUGUAUCCACCCUUAUGUACAACACAAUUUAUUCGUCAGUAUCUGUGUCAUUGCUGUGUUAUUGCUUCCUUUGUUGCAUUAUGGUGUAGCCCAAUAUUGAUGGUAGAUUGGUGGAAAAAUUAGAAAAGUUCAAUAAGAUUUUCUCACUUUUCUUCUUAAAUUUAAAUUUUGUAUCAACUGGAUAAAGAACUGAAAGCUAUACAGCAAGCUAACCUGAUUUGUAUGCCACCAUUAAUAAUUCUUCGAAUUACUCAAUACUUCCUAAUUUUGUUUUGUAAAAGAGAAUUGUUGGACAUGACUCUCUCAAAUUAACUUCCUCGGAUUCUUUUUUCCGUUUUUCGGAAGAAAGUGUUAAAAGUUGUAGAACAUGAAUAAAAUGGUCAUCUUCCAUUGUUACUAUGAAAUUUCAACUUGAAGGUGCAGUUCUUUGAGACAUACAUGUAACUGACUUUUUAAACUUUUUUAUAACCUAUUUAUAACUUCUUUAUAAUUUAUUUAUAACUUCCAUAUACCUUCUUUAUAACUUCUUUAUAAAUUCUUUAUAUGAUUACAUAAACAUCAAAAAAGACUUGUCAAGGUCAUAAGCGCUAUUCCAGUGUCCAAAUGCCGUAGGCUAUAGUGGAAAGCAUGACGAAAAAAUGCAAAAUCACAAAUCCUGGGGGCGGCGCCCAUGGUCACGGUUUCAGUUUAAGUAGUUUUCACUGUUAAAGCCAAAAUUUUGUAAAUGAACCCACAGUUAUUAUGUAAAGAUCUAUGAUCUCUAUGAAAACACAAAACUGUUUUACCAUUGUGAUACAAAUCAAAAGACAAAACCAGUUAGAUAUCAAAAGGUUAAAGUAAACAUACAGACCCCUAGUGCUAGGACCCCUAGGAAUGAACUACAUUUUGUUAGUAGCUACACCUACACAUGUCAGUAUGCCCACUUAUAUCCUUUCUUCCACUUAAAAGACUGGUAUUUUAACCACAACAUUCCAUUAUCUGGAUUUUUUUAUUAAGUCACUUAGGCUCCUUGUGUUCUAAAAUAAUUAUUUGUGUUAUUUAUAAAAUUAAAAUCACAUUUAUAGAAAAUGUUUAACUUGACGACCUUUAACUAUAAUACAGUGAGAAAGACGAACCCUAAACUCUUCUUGUACUCUCUGUUUGGAAAUAGGUAGUCUUGUAGAAAUUGGUAAUAUUCUGUUGAGGAUUCCUGGAAAAAUUAUGGUAUUAUUUCUUCUGGAUCAAACAUUCACUUUUUGGGGGCAAUAAGUAUGAUACUCUUUCAUCCAGUGUUGCUCAAUACCCAAGUCUGAUAAGUGAUAGUUGACAUUACUAUUUAGAAGGAAUGUUGCUUCAUCAGAAAACUACUUUUUUUAGAAAUAUAGGAUCUCUGUUAUUUUUCAUUAUAAUCUUGCAAAACUGAACUCCUCGUAUUAAAAUCUUGUUCCAAGAGUUCCCACACUACAUUUAUGAGGAUGUCAUUUUAACUUUUAAUCUUUUUAAGUACUUUCGAAUUCACAAUGUUAUUAUCUAAUCUAAUGCUACUUCCCCUGAACUAGUAAGCGUGGGUAAUACCUUGAAAUGCUGGUGGAUUACCUGGUUUCUUGUUUCCCCACCUAUUACCUUUAAAGAGGUCUUUUACAAAAAAACCUGCUCAAUUUUGCUAAUUGUGAAUUGGUAAAUUGGUUUUCCGCAUGUGCUAUUUAUUGUUAAACACAGUACAAAUAUAGUCCUGGUUUUGUCUUCACAACCAAUAAUUAAUAAUAUUUCGAUUUUAUCCAUUUUAAGUAAGCUUCUUUUUAAAUAGUAUACUCUAAUAAUAUCACCAUUAACCACUUGACCAAAAAUGUCAGUUAAGUCGAAUUUAAAUACAGUAGUCUGGAUAAGGUAGAUAAUAAUUCAUAAAAAAAGCAAAAACAAGCAAAACACUAAAAAGAGCAAAAAUUAAGUAGGUAAGAUACUUAAAACGAGUCGAAAAUAAAUUGGUACUUGUCAACAAAUUAUAAUAAACUUUUUGACAGUACAAAAAAACUCAAUUACUUACAGUCCCUCAAUUACUUAUAGCCUAAUUCACAAAAUCUUUAAAUUUAUCUCAUUUAAAACCUUGAAAAAACAUAACCUCUUUAAUUUGAAUAAUAAUAAGCACAGUUACGAUUCAAAAUUUGAGUGAAAAAUCUCGCCAUCGUCCAACUCUACUUUUUCUUUGAAUUGACUCACAUUUAUAUCUUUAAUGUAAAAAGGUUGUUAAUUUAAUUAAUAUGGUUGGAUAGACAAUUCUCCUAAUUCUCAAACGAGUUAUCACAUUGUAUCCACAUUUACAUUUAAAAAAAUUUGACGACGUCAUCAAGCUUACACAGAUGACGUCACGUAUAAAAAAUAUAUCGCGUUAUCCGAAUUUGAAUAUAAAAAUAGUAUGAUUUCUGGAUGUCCCCCCAUACUCAAUGAUUCAUGACUUUAAUCUUACAAUUUGCUCCAUAAAGUAUAUAUAACAUUUAUCUUUACCAGUACUUUCCAGAAAAUUAAAUAUAUUUUUACCUGACAUUUAAUUCUACGCACGCUGCGCCACUGUUAUGAAGAUUUUUAAACUCUAGUUCCAGGACCUUUGGUUGUAACUAUGUAGGUAGUUUUUUAUAAUGAUAGUAAAAUAAUUCGUAUUUUUACUAGCAUUAUAUUAUAUAGGUUUAUCUAAAAUACAAAUUUGAUCAGUACCACUCUAA
Psylliodes chrysocephalus is the source of this 6515-nucleotide messenger RNA. The record is from the annotation of a GenBank genome assembly. NCBI's taxonomy places the organism in Eukaryota, Metazoa, Arthropoda, Insecta, Coleoptera, Chrysomelidae.